Molecule: messenger RNA, 3319 nt
Organism: Chinchilla lanigera (long-tailed chinchilla)
Lineage: Eukaryota; Metazoa; Chordata; Mammalia; Rodentia; Chinchillidae
Gene: Abi1
Product: abl-interactor 1
Exons: 12
Coding region: 176-1699 (507 amino acids)
Cellular component (GO): intracellular anatomical structure; lamellipodium
Molecular function (GO): cadherin binding; SH3 domain binding
Source: RefSeq, a predicted model, not a curated record
UGGGUGGAGGGGGGCGGGGAAAGUGAGGAGGAAGAGGAGGAGGUGCGGUCCCACAAUACCCGGCGGGAGGGCGGGUAGGCGGUUUGGAUCCGCGCUGUGAGGUGCUCGGAGCCGCGGCGGACCUUGCUGCCUCUGUCUCUUUAACGCGAGAGGAAGCGAUGCAGAGGGGUGGAAAAUGGCAGAGCUGCAGAUGUUACUAGAGGAGGAGAUCCCGUCUGGCAAGAGGGCGCUGAUAGAGAGUUACCAGAACCUGACCCGGGUGGCGGACUACUGCGAGAACAACUACAUACAGGCUACGGACAAGAGAAAAGCUUUAGAAGAGACUAAAGCAUACACAACCCAAUCUCUAGCUAGUGUUGCUUAUCAGAUAAAUGCACUGGCUAACAAUGUACUCCAAUUGCUGGACAUCCAAGCUUCUCAGCUUCGGAGAAUGGAGUCGUCCAUCAAUCAUAUCUCACAGACUGUGGAUAUUCAUAAAGAGAAGGUGGCUCGAAGAGAAAUAGGUAUUUUGACAACAAAUAAGAACACAUCAAGAACUCACAAAAUAAUAGCACCUGCAAAUAUGGAGCGCCCUGUAAGGUAUAUUCGGAAACCUAUUGACUACACAGUUCUGGAUGAUGUAGGCCAUGGUGUCAAGUGGCUAAAAGCCAAGCAUGGAAAUAACCAGCCUGCAAGAACUGGCACACUGUCGAGAACAAAUCCUCCUACUCAGAAACCACCAAGCCCUCCCAUGUCAGGCCGGGGAACACUGGGGCGGAAUACUCCUUAUAAAACCUUGGAGCCUGUUAAACCCCCAACAGUUCCUAAUGAUUACAUGACCAGUCCUGCAAGGCUUGGAAGUCAGCACAGUCCAGGCAGGACAGCAUCUUUAAAUCAGAGACCAAGGACACACAGUGGAAGUAGUGGAGGAAGUGGGAGUCGAGAGAACAGUGGAAGCAGUAGCAUUGGCAUUCCUAUUGCUGUGCCCACACCUUCCCCGCCCACUGUGGGACCAGAAAACAUUUCUGUCCCUCCUCCUUCUGGAGCUCCACCAGCAGCACCUCUGCCACCGCUCCUCCCAGUGAGCACUGUGAUAGCCCCGGGCUCAGCUCCUGGUUCCCAGUAUGGCACAAUGACCAGGCAGAUUUCUCGACACAACUCUACCACUUCUUCGACAUCUUCUGGUGGAUACAGACGAACUCCCUCUGUGACUGCUCAAUUUUCUGCUCAGCCUCAUGUUAAUGGAGGUCCACUGUAUUCUCAAAAUUCAAUUUCUAUUGCUCCACCCCCUCCCCCUAUGCCUCAAUUGACUCCACAGAUACCUCUCACAGGCUUCGUGGCCAGGGUGCAGGAAAACAUUGCUGAUAGUCCAACUCCACCACCACCACCUCCACCAGAUGACAUACCCAUAUUUGAUGACUCUCCACCUCCACCGCCCCCUCCCCCAGUGGACUAUGAAGAUGAGGAAGCUGCAGUAGUUCAGUAUAAUGAUCCAUAUGCAGAUGGGGAUCCUGCCUGGGCCCCCAAGAAUUAUAUUGAGAAAGUUGUUGCAAUAUAUGAUUAUACAAAAGACAAGGAUGAUGAGCUGUCAUUUAUGGAGGGUGCAAUCAUUUAUGUGAUAAAGAAGAACGAUGAUGGCUGGUAUGAAGGAGUCUGCAAUCGAGUGACUGGUCUCUUCCCUGGGAACUAUGUUGAAUCAAUCAUGCACUAUACUGAUUAAUUUUUUAUUUUUUUGCUUUUGAAGUAGAUUAUUACUCAGUCAUACUGUGGGACUAUUAUGGUUAACAGAACUGUCUUACUGUUUCAAAAUGUGCCCAUAUUUUCAGGACAUGCUGUCUAUUGGUAUAUUUGAAUGUCUACCUGUAAGCAUAAAUCUUUGUGGCAGUUUGUAUUUUGCUAAACAGCAAUUUGUACAACGGGCUGCCCAUAAAUGAUUAUGCUUAUAUACUUACACAUUGUUAACUUGAUGACCAGCCUAAAUAUUCUGGGGAAGUGGGGUAUAUUUAACAAAUCAUGAUACAGAUUGUACCAUUACAUGUUUCAGUGCAGCAUGGUUACUAAUGCUAUGUCAGACUAAUAUUAAAAUCAGAAAACUUAAAUGCUGGUGCUGGUCAUACUUUUUGUUUAGAUUCUCUCAUUUUUAAAAACUGUUGAAAGCAUGCAUAAAAAUUUAUGUAUUGAAAUAUACUUAAAAAAUUCCAAGAUGCUUCCAGUUUGUGUACUACUUCCUGGAGUACUCAGACUAGGUGAGUCACUAAAGUCUUCAUGUGAAACAAGCAAAAUUAUCUGUAAUGUUGUAAUUUGUAACUAAGUUUCUUAAUGAGUGAAUUUGCAUUACAAAUUUUUCCAUUCAUAAAGACAUAAGUGAGCCAAACGUUUUUGUCCUUUCCUUCACUGAUUUCCUUUUAAAAAUACAAAAACUGACUUAUUGAAAAAUUAUGGUUCUAUUUUCUCAAUAUAUUAACUUGGAAAAAAAUUUUAGCCUUAUCUCAGUGUGUCCCAAUAGCAAUGUGAUGGAUUUUUGCAGAUUUAAAAUCUGAGAUGAUUAUUUACAAGUCAAUCUACUGAAUUCCUUUUUUAAAGUAACUUUUGAAGCUAAGAAAAUGUUUCAAAGUAUACACAUCAUUCCGUAGGUAAAAUUCUUAAGGAAUGCCAUGGUAGUCCUUAGGUUUUACAGUGGACUGUUGUACACUGGUUCAAUAAAAGGAACUCAUAAGCAUUUUUUACAUAUUGUAAAAGUGGAUGCAAUUAAUUUGUGAAUAGGCAUUAUUUAAUCCAUUGCCUGGCACUAGCAAUGUAAGAUUUUAAAAUAUUUGGGAAAGAUGAGUCAUAUGUUAAUCAGUGAACAGCGAUAUACUUCCUUAACCAACAGAUCCGUAUUGUCUUUUGACAUCAUUGAAAUGCAACACAUGCACUUUGUGUGUCUCCUUUUAAUUUAAGGGAGGGUUAGCAGAUGUUUUCUUCUCGUUUUAUCUUAUGUAUAAUUCUUUAUUGCCUAGGAUACUAAAGUAGAGCAUUCCAGCGUGGAUUUCUGUGUAUUGAGGAUUUAUUUGGAUUUCAUAUUUCAGUUAUGUACUGGGCCUUACAGACUUAAAACAGCAUAGUGAAUGGUGAGACUAGUGCAAAACGUUUAUUUCUGAAAAUUAAAGACCAUUAUUGCCACCAAAUCAAUGUGACUAUUUCAUAUGCAUUUUGCAUUUAAUUUUUAAACAAAGUAUCAUUAGUGAUCAGUGAUCUUUUACUUCCCUUUUUCAAGUUGAAUGUUCUCUUAAUUUGUAUAUAAUCUGUUGUCUAAAUUCUAUGUAUAACCUUUUAUAAUAAAUCAUUCUCCUAUGUGAAA